Oppia nitens is the source of this 915-nucleotide messenger RNA. RefSeq lists its product as uncharacterized. Bases 59 to 775 code for a protein of 238 amino acids. The record is from RefSeq and is a predicted model, not a curated record. Lineage: Eukaryota; Metazoa; Arthropoda; Arachnida; Sarcoptiformes; Oppiidae. The transcript is spliced from 3 exons.
AUUUAUAAAAAUUCAUUAUAAAUUUAUAACUUAAAAUUAAAAAUUAAAAAAAUUAAUUAUGAAUUUUAUAUUAGCUAUCACUACUAUAGUAUGUCUACUACUAUCAUCAGUUAUAUCAAUACCCCAUUGUCCGGUCAACAAUCUAUGGGAAGCGCCGCCAGAUUAUGCCGGACUCGCAACCAAAUUUCAAUCCAAAUCCAAUGACCAAUUGAUUCAUUUGAUUAAUCAGGAUAUUGAUAGUCGAUGUCAACUAACCGAUCGAUUGGGUCGACAAUUCAAACGUCAGAGUGUGGAAAUACUGGCACAACGUUACGCAACAAAUUGCGUAACCAAUCGAUUGUUUAACGAUUUGUUAGUGGCUGGUAUUGUAACCAUGGUAACGGAUGAUCAAGUUAAACAUCAAUUACUACUGACAUUGGCCCAAUGGAACUACUAUUGGACAAUAUAUUUUACCAGGACUUUAGAAAGACAUAAACAAUGUACAAUGAAACAAUUGGGCUAUGGAGGGGAUGUACUGGAAUUGCAAAAACAAUUUGAUGAUAAACGAAAUCAAACGGCGGUAACACUGGAAAAAUUGUUGAAAUCAAUUUCAAAUGAUUUACCCCUUUUGAAGCCAAUCAUUGAUAAGGUUCUGGAUCUGUAUAAUGGUUAUUAUGCAUUCAUUGACAAAAUGUUGGCCAAUUUGACGCCCGAAGCGACUAAAGUGAAAACAUUGCAAUAUCUGCUUUACGAAACUGAUUUAUUCAGUAGGGGUUUUGAUAAUUUAAAAUUUUAAAAAAUCAAAAUCUAAAAGCCAUUGCUUGCUAACUGAUUAAUCGAGUUAAUUCAGCUAAUAGUAUACUAAUAAUUUUUCAAGUACUAUUUCAAAAAGUAUUAUUUCAUUAGUUUUAUAUUUAUCAAAUAUUAUUUUUUUUA